Calypte anna (Anna's hummingbird) is the source of this 2319-nucleotide messenger RNA. RefSeq names its product Wnt family member 11 (gene WNT11). Gene Ontology annotation, cellular component: extracellular region. The record is from RefSeq and is a predicted model, not a curated record. Gene Ontology annotation, biological process: multicellular organism development; cell fate commitment; neuron differentiation. Gene Ontology annotation, molecular function: cytokine activity; frizzled binding. NCBI's taxonomy places the organism in Eukaryota, Metazoa, Chordata, Aves, Apodiformes, Trochilidae. The transcript has 5 exons. Bases 70 to 1134 code for a protein of 354 amino acids.
UUUUUUUUUUUCUUUUUUUUCCUUUGGAGAAGCUAAUUUCCUUCAGCAAGUGGGGGGCCGGUGGAGAAAAUGAAGCUGAGUCCGCGAUUUUUCUUCGCUGGUUUUCUGUCUCUGAUUCUGCAGACGGGGCUUUGCUAUGGGAUAAAAUGGAUAGCUCUGUCCAAGACUCCUUCAGCUUUGGCCCUGAAUCAAACCCAACACUGCAAGCAGCUUGAAGGCUUGGUGGUUUCCCAGGUGCAGCUGUGCCGCAGCAACCUGGAGCUGAUGCAAACCAUCAUCCAGGCAGCCAGGGAGGUGAUAAAGACCUGCAGGAAAACUUUCUCAGACAUGAGGUGGAACUGUUCUUCCAUUGAGCUGGCUCCUAACUACCUCCUGGACUUAGAAAGAGGCACAAGGGAGUCAGCAUUUGUGUAUGCCCUUUCUGCUGCUGCCAUCAGCCACACCAUUGCCAGAGCCUGCACCACCGGGGACCUCCCUGGCUGUUCCUGUGGUCCCAUCCCAGGUGAGACACCUGGACCUGGGUAUCGAUGGGGAGGAUGUGCAGACAACCUCAACUAUGGUCUUAUCAUGGGGUCCAAAUUUUCAGAUGCUCCCAUGAAGAUGAAAAAAUCAGGAUCACAAGCCAAUAAACUGAUGCAUCUGCACAACAGUGAAGUAGGGAGACAGGUCUUGAAAGCCUCUCUUGAAAUGAAAUGUAAAUGCCAUGGAGUUUCUGGGUCAUGCUCUAUCAAGACCUGUUGGAAAGGCCUUCAAGAGCUGCGGGACAUUGCCUUGGACCUGAAAAACAAAUAUUUAUCAGCCACCAAGGUCGUUCACAGGCCCAUGGGCACACGCAAAUACCUGGUGCCCAAGGAUAUCGACAUCAGGCCGGUUAAAGAGACGGAGCUGAUUUACCUGCAGAGCUCCCCUGAUUUCUGCAUGAAGAAUGAGAAAGUGGGGUCACACGGGACUCAGGACAGGCAAUGCAACAAGACCUCCAAUGGGAGUGACAGCUGUGAUUUGAUGUGCUGUGGCAGAGGCUACAACCCCUACAUGGACAAAGUGGUGGAGCGAUGCCACUGCAAGUACCACUGGUGCUGCUACGUGACCUGUAAAAAGUGUGAGAGGACUGUUGAGAGAUAUGUGUGCAAAUGAAAGCCCUCAUAUCUCUGCCCGGGAGCUGAGAUGCCAGCCAAACCCCAGCACUAUUCAGAGAAGAGAAAACCUUUCCCUGACUAGGUGUUGUUUAUCUUGUAAAGAAACAGACUUGAAGAAAGAUGGUAGGAGGAAACAAACAAAACAAAAAUCUAUCACACCAGUUAAAAAAAAAAAAAAAAAGACCUUUAUAAAAUCCCAGCAAACCCACAAGUGUUUCCCCCCACCAAUAAGGUGCUCUCUGAGAAGAUAAAAACUCAUCUGGGAUGGUAUCUUCUUCCAAAAUAUUUCUCAUGGUUACCAAUGACGUCGGCCAUCAGGUGCCUUUGCCUUUUGAGAAAGAAAAGUAGAAACUUUCCCCAAGGAAGAAAAGAAUCUUCUGUUUGAAAAUAACUAAGACUUAGACUUGCCUAAGCCUUCUAGCACAGGUAUUGAGUCUACAUUAGGAUUGUCCCAGAAGGGAAAUUCUACAACUUUUCAGCAAUAACUGCCUUUGUUGCCAAAGACUUUAUUUUUAGCAUGGAAACAUCCAGUCCAGAUGAUAAAGGUGGAAAGAUUUCAGGUCAGUUCCCUGAAAUGAACAACUCAUUUUAACCAUUCUUUUAUGCAGGUCUAUGACUUUGAAGUUACUGCUGCAGGUAAAGCUGUCCAUGAUUUUUUUAGGCUGGAUGGGGUUUCAAAUUCAGCCAUGCAAAAACCCCCAUGGGAUCCUGGAGUGAGACUUGGGUGGCCUGAGAAGGGUUCACGAGAUUACAGUGGAGCUGUUAGGAUAAAAUAAAAUGAAGUUUAAAUCCAGUGGGAAAAUAAAAAUAAAGAAAAAACAAGCAAAAAAACCCCAAAACCCCCAACAAAACCAGCUCCUGCUCUCUUUCUCUCUUGCCCUUUGGGUGUGAUGCCUUUAGUCACCAGUGUUCUUCUGCAUUGGGCCAUCAACACUUUAGGGAAAGGAGCUGCUGUUUUUUCUUUCCCCUCCAGCAAAACUGUUGACCCAGCCCCAAGAAACUGCAGAAAGUGGAGUCAGAACGUGUCAGUCCUUCACGUGGCCCUGCCCUGACCCAGCAGAGAACCACUAUCUGUGGCUGUAGAUAUUUUCUUUUGUAUGCGGACAUACAGAAAUAUUUAUAAGAUAUAUCUUGUGCUUUCGUCUACUCUCCUUCCUACAUAAAUAUCUCUUUAUUAUUAUAA